Messenger RNA from Cricetulus griseus (Chinese hamster), 7399 nucleotides. The record is from RefSeq and is a predicted model, not a curated record. NCBI's taxonomy places the organism in Eukaryota, Metazoa, Chordata, Mammalia, Rodentia, Cricetidae.
GCUCCCCAGGAAGGGUGAGGCCUUCUGUGAGGGAUCUUCAAAGUCUGUCAUAUCAUUUAGAGCAGGGCCUAGACCCUCCCCAGUGUGUCUAGGCUGAGAGAGUCAAGCUCCUUUUGUAUUCUCUUUGUUAGCACUUUUCUGGAUUUUUACCAUUUUCUGUAGACCCCCCCAGAUAACAUUUCUAUUCUUCUGUUCUCAUGUAUCCCUGCUUCUCUCUGGUUCUUAACUCAUGCUGUCUCUUGGCCCCAAGGGCCCUGCAAUCCCCGGUCAUUGGUCCAUCUUACAGAAAUACACCCUUCUCCCAAAGCCAAGGGAUCAGGUAUUCAGUGGCUCCGGUGACAAACCUGAUGUCAGGUUACAGAUAUUGUUUCCCCAGAGACCAUACUACAGUGUCAGAGGAGCCCCAGGCUGCCUACAGUGCCCUGUCCUCACCUGGCUAUUCCUUCAAGGUGACAAUAAAAGCACUCACCUCUAGGACUAGUGUGUGUCUGGAAACAUGGCUCUGAGCCGCUGGCCCCUGCUGCUGCUGCUGCUGCUCUCACACAAAGUGAAGUUGGCCCCUACUGGGCCUCAGUCUUCGGAUUCUGGUCUCUCCCUUCUGAAGUCAUUCAUCUCCACGCUGGACCAAGCUCCUCAGCGUUCCCUCAGCCAGUCACGGUUCUCUGCAUUCCUGGCCAACAUUUCAUCUUCUUUUGAGCUUGGGAGGAUGGGGGAGGGACCAGUGGGAGAGCCCCCACCUCUCCCGCCACCUGCGCUUCGACUCCAUGAUUUCCUCGUGACACUGAGAGGUAGCCCAGACUGGGAGCCAAUGCUAGGGCUUCUGGGAGACGUGCUGGCACUCCUGGGACAGGAGCAGACUCCUCGGGACUUUUUGGUGCACCAGGCAGGUGUACUGGGUGGACUUGUAGAGGUGCUGUUGGGAGCUUUGGUUCCUGGAGGCCCCCCUGCUCCCACGAGGCCCCCCUGCACCCGUGAUGGGCCCUCUGACUGUGUCCUAGCUGCUGACUGGCUGCCUUCUCUGAUGUUGUUAUUAGAGGGUACACGCUGGCAGGCCCUGGUGCAAUUGCAGCCUAGUGUGGAGCCAACCAAUGCCACAGGUCUUGAUGGGAGAGAGCCAGCGCCUCACUUUUUACAGGGUCUGUUGGGCUUGCUUACUCCAACAGGAGAUCUGGGCUCUGAGGAGGCUCUUUGGGGUGGUCUGCUACGCACAGUGGGGGCCCCCCUCUAUGCUGCCUUCCAGGAGGGGCUACUCCGUGUCACUCACUCUCUGCAGGAUGAGGUCUUUUCUAUCAUGGGACAGCCAGAGCCUGAUGCCAAUGGGAAGUGCCAGGGAGGGAAUCUUCAACAGCUGCUCUUAUGGGGCAUGCGAAACAACCUUUCCUGGGAUGCCCAAGCGCUGGGCUUUCUAUCUGGAUCACCACCUCCACCCCCUGCCCUCCUGCACUGCCUGAGCACAGGUGUGCCUCUGCCCAGGGCUUCCCAGCCUGCAGCUCACAUCAGCCCUCGACAGCGGCGUGCCAUCUCUGUGGAGGCCCUCUGCGAGAACCACUCAGGCCCAGAACCACCCUACAGCAUUUCUAACUUCUCUAUCUACUUGCUCUGCCAGCACAUCAAGCCUGCCACCCCACAGCCCCCUCCUGUCACCCCACAGCCCCCUCCUGCCACCCCACAGCCCCCUCCUGCCACCCCACAGCCUCCUCCUGCUACUCCACAGCCCCCUCCUAGCACUGCUGUCAUCUGCCAGACAGCUGUAUGGUAUGCAGUCUCAUGGGCACCACGUGCCAAAGGUUGGCUCCAAGCCUGCCAUGAUCAGUUUCCUGAUCAAUUUCUAGAUAUGAUCUGUGGCAACCUCUCAUUUUCUGCCCUGUCUGGCCCUAAUCGUCGCUUGGUAAAGCAACUCUGUGCUGGUCUGCUCCCACCCCCCACCAGCUGCCCCAAAGGCUUGGUCCCUGUGCCCCUUACCCCAGACAUAUUCUGGGGUUGCUUCCUGGAGAAUGACACACUGUGGGCUGAACGGUUGUGUGUGGAGGAGAGUCUGCAGGCUGUGCCCCCCCGAAACCAGGCUUGGGUUCAGCAUGUAUGUCAGGGCCCCACUUUGGAUCCCACUGACUUCCCACCUUGCCACGUUGGACCCUGUGGAGAACGCUGCCCAGACGGGGGAAGCUUCCUGCUCAUGGUCUGUGCCAAUGACACCAUGUAUGAGGCCUUGGUUCCCUUCUGGGCUUGGCUAGCAGGCCAGUGCAGAAUAAGUCGUGGUGGCAAUGACACCUGCUUUCUAGAAGGCAUGCUGGGCCCUUUGCUGCCUUCUCUGCCACCUCUAGGACCAUCCCCACUCUGUCUGGCUCCUGGUCCCUUUCUGCUUGGCAUGUUAUCCCAGUUGCCACGAUGUCAGUCCUCUGUGCCAGCCCUCGCCCACCCCACACGCCUGCAUUAUCUCCUGCGCCUGCUGACCUUCCUUUUGGGUCCUGGGGCUGGGGGUGCUGAGACUCAGGGGAUGUUGGGUCAAGCUCUGCUGCUCUCUAGUCUCCCAGACAACUGUUCCUUCUGGGAUACCUUCCGCCCAGAGGGUCGGAGAAGCGUUCUGAGGACAGUCGGGGAGUACCUGGAGCGAGAAAAGCCAGCCCCACAAGGCUUGGAGUCCACUGUCAGUCUCAGCUCUAGUAUGAGCAAGAUGGAGCUUCUAUCCUGCUUCAGUCCUGUACUGUGGGACCUACUCCAGAGGGAGAGGAGUGUCUGGGCCCUGAAGAUACUAGUACAGGCCUACCUGCACAUGCCUCCGGAAGACCUUCAGCAGCUGGUGCUUUCAGCCGAGAUGGAGGCUGCACAGGGAUUCCUGACGCUCAUGCAUCGCUCCUGGGCUCAGCUGAAGGUUCCGCCGUCUGAGGAGCAGGCCAUGGGUCGCCUGACAGCCUUGCUGCUUCAGCGGUACCCACACCUCACCUCCCAGCUCUUCAUUGACUUGUCACCACUCAUCCCUUUCUUGGCUGUCCCUGACCUGAUGCGUUUCCCACCAUCCCUUUUGGCCAAUGACAGCGUCAGAGAGGAUAUAAGAAAAACGUUAAGACCCGUUACUCUCCUUAGCCUGGCUGCCAUCCGGGAUCACAGCUCAGGAAUGAAGCCCGAGCAGAAGGAGGCCCUGGCUAAGCGUCUACUGGCCCCCGAGCUGUUUGGAGAAGUGCCCGACUGGCCCCAGGAGCUGCUGUGGGCAGUGCUCCCUCUGCUUCCCCACCUCCCCCUGGAGAACUUUCUACAGCUCAGCCCUCACCAGAUCCAGGCCCUGGAGGACAGCUGGCCAGUGGCAGGUCUUGGGCCAGGCCAUGCCCGACAUGUGCUUCGUAGCCUGGUAAACCAGAGCAUGGAGGAUGGCGAGGAGCAAGUGCGCAGGCUUGGGUCCCUCGCAUGUUUCCUGAGUCCUGAGGAGCUACAGAGUCUGGUGCCCUUGAGUGAUCCAAUGGGGCCCGUAGAACAGGGCCUGCUAGAAUGUGCGGCCAAUGGGACACUCCGGCCAGAAGGACGGGUGGCAUAUGAACUUCUGGGAGUAUUGCGUUCUUCUGGAGGAACUGUCUUAAGCCCCCGAGAGCUGCGGGUCUGGGCACCUCUCUUUCCCCAGCUGGGCCUCCGCUUCCUGCAGGAGCUGUCAGAGCCCCAGCUUAGAGCCAUGCUUCCUGCCCUACAGGGAGCCAGUGUCACACCUGCCCAGGCUGUUUUGUUGUUUGGAAGGCUCCUCCCUAGGCAGGAUCUAUCCCUGGAGGAACUCUGCUCCUUGCACCCUCUGCUGCCAGGUCUCAGCCCCCAGACACUCCAGGCCAUCCCUAAGCGAGUUCUGGUUGGGGCUUGUUCCUGCCUGGGCCCUGAACUGUCAAGACUUUCUGCUUGCCAGACUGCUGCACUGCUGCAGACCUUCCGGGCAAAAGAUGGCUUUAAAAAUGUGGGUGCAACAGGUGCUGGCACAACUGUGUGCAUUCCUGGUCAGCAGCCCAUCCCCACCACUUGGCCAGACUGCCUGCUUCCCCUGCUCCCAUUAAAGCUGUUACAACUGGAUACUGCGGUUCUUCUGGCAAAUAGAAGGCGUUAUCGGCAGCUGCCUUGGUCUGAGCAGCAGGCACAGUUUCUCUGGAAGAAGAUGCAAGUGCCUACCAACCUGACCCUCAGGAAUCUGCAGGCUCUGGGCAACCUCGCAGGAGGAAUGUCCUGUGAGUUUCUGCAGCAGAUCAGCUCAAUGGUCGACUUCGUUGCUGUGGUACACAUGCUCUACCAACUGCCCACUGGUGUUCGAGGGAGCCUGCGGGCCUGUAUCUGGGCAGAGCUACAGCGGAGGGUGACCAUGCCAGAGCCAGAGCCAGAGCUAACUACCCUGGGGCCAGAACUGAGUGAGCUCGACACAAAGCUACUCCUGGACUUACCGAUCCAGCUGAUGGACAGAUUGUCCAGUGAUUCCAUUAUGUUGGUGGUAGAGUUGGUCCAAGGCGCCCCAGAGCAGCUGCUGACACUGACCCCACCCCACCAGGCAGCCUUGGCAGAGCGGGCGCUAAAAAACCUGGCUCCAAAGGAGACACCAAUCUCUGAAGAAGUGCUGGACGCACUGGGCCCCUUGGUUGGAUUCCUGGGAAGAGAGAGCACACGACGGAUCCCUUUACCAAUCCUACUGUCCCGUCUCAGUCAGCUGCAGGGCUUCUGCCUAGGAGAAACAUUUGCCACAGAGCUGGGACGGCUGCUGUUGCAGGAGCCUGUUCUUGGGAGACCAGAGUCGUGGAGCCAGGACGAAGUAGAGCAAGCUGGACGCCUGGUGUUCACUCUGUCUACUGAGGCUAUUUCCUUGAUCCCAAGGGAAGCUUUGGGCCCAGAGACCCUGGAGCGGCUUCUAGAAAAGCAGCAGAGCUGGGAGCAGAGCAGAGUGGGGCAUCUGUGUGGGGGGCCACAGCUUGCCCACAAGAAAGCAGCUCUAGUAGCUGGGAUUGUGCAACCAGCUGCUGAGGGGCUCCAAGAGCCUAUACCAAACUGUGCGGACAUAAGAGGGACCUUCCCAGCAGCCUGGUCUGCCACACAGAUCACAGAGAUGGAACUCUCAGAUUUUGAGGACUGCCUGUCACUAUUUGCUGGAGACCCAGGACUUGGUCCUGAGGAACUGCGGGCAGCCAUGGGCAAGGCCAAGCAGUUGUGGGGUGCCCCCCGGGGAUUCCGUCCUGAGCAGAUCUUGCAGCUAGGCCGGCUCCUGAGAGGUCUAGGAGAACGGGAACUGCAAGAGCUUACCCUGGUGGACUGGGGUGUGCUCAGCAGCCUGGGGCAAAUAGACGGCUGGAGUGCUGUCCAGCUCCGAGCUGUGGUCUCCAGUUUCCUGCGGCAGAGUGGUCGGCAUGUGAGCCACCUGGAUUUCAUUUAUCUGACAGCUCUGGGUCACACACUCUGUGGACUGCGGCCAGAGGAGUUGCAGCAUAUCAGCAGUUGGGAGUUUAGCCAAGCAGCUCUAUUCCUGGGCAACCUGCAUCUCCCGUGCUCUGAGGAACAGCUCGAAGUUCUGGCUUAUCUCCUGGUGCUGCCUGGUGGCUUUGGCCCAGUCAGUAACUGGGGGCCUGAGAUCUUCACUGAAAUUGGCACAAUAGCAGCUGGCAUCGCAGACCUGGCUCUUUCAGCAUUACUGCCGGAACAGAUCCAGGGCCUGACUCCUCUUGCCAUUUCUGUCAUCCCUGCUCCCAAGUUUGCAGUGGUAUUCAACCCCAUCCAAUUAUCUAGUUUCACCAGUGUUCAGGCUGUAGCGAUCACACCUGAGCAAAUGGCCUAUCUGAGUCCUGAGCAGCGACAAGCAGUUGCAUGGGCCCAGCACGAAGGGAAGGAGAUCCCAGAACAAUGGGGUCGAAGCGCAGCCUGGGGCCUCUAUGACUGGUUCCAGUCCUCCUGGGCUCUGGCACUGACCAUCAGCUUUGUUGACCACCUCUUAUGAUCCUGCUCCUUCAGUUCAUACUGAACACAUUGUAAAUGGGAGUACAUUCUAAUUAUUCUCAGUAAGCGGAUGAGGAAUAUGGGUAAUGUAUUCCACCACCCACCUGAGAAUCAGUGCUCCUGGCAUCUGUGUCUCUUGCCAUCAUGAAUAACCCCACUGUUUCUUUUCGUCUCCUACUUCCUCCUCACCACACCAAUAGAAAUAACACAGACAGCUGGAAUAUAAUGUGGAGUCUUUACUAGGACAGGGAGCGAGGGGCAGGUCCAGGGCAAGUACAAUGGGCCACCGUUAAAUAUGCAGAAGUCCUGGGGAUCUUGAUGCAUUUGCUGGGGAUGGGGAGUUAAUGUUUGCCAUGCACGAGAGGUGCAGGGAUUCGAAUAUCCUGUCCUCUCUCCAGACGCCGUUCACACUCAAUCAAAUAAUUUACUCCAUCGAUGACCAGCUGCACCAGCUCCACCUGAAGGACACUGAUCCUUGAUCUCUGCUUCCCACCGUCUAACUGAGAUGCUUCUUCUUUUUCUUUGUUUAUUUGUUUAGAGACAGGAUUGCACUGUGUAGCCCUGGCAGGCCUGGUACUUGCUGUGGAGACCUGGCUGGCCUGGGACUCACAGAGAUCCACCUGCCUCUGCUGGUCUUAAAAGCACGAGCCACCUUGCCCAGCCUGAGCUUCUUUCCUGUCAGCACUGAUCUUCCAUCUCUGAAAACACGUUUCCUCUCCCCUCCCCCACUCAACCUGAACUUUACUUCAGAUUCUAUUACAUUCCUGAGGCUCACUCACUGUCUUAUCUCAGUUCCUCAACCCAACUCCUCGUAAGACCUCACCUCUGACUUGCCAAGUCGGUCCAAAUUAGAGAUGUCAAAGACACUGCCUGUGGCAGCAGUGUCCACUCCUCCAGUUCCACGCUUUUGGAGCCGUAAGUUCUCCAGGAUCUUUGGGAACCGGCUAUCCUAUAGGCAAGAUAGAAAUCAGGAGCAGGUCAGUAGAGGCAGGGGCUGUUCCUACCCUGCCCUAGGCCCUUAAGCCAUGAUAUGACUGGCUCCUUUCAGAGUGCCUUCUCCCUCCCCGUCCAAAUCCCCCUUCUCACUUACACCCCUCUAACCCCGCAUUUCCUUUACUUUGCUUAGCAGGGGCAGUUUGAUGUGCACUCCUGCCCGAAGUCCAGUGCCCAGGUUAGAUGGACAGGUCAAGAUGUAUCCCAAACGUUCAUUCCACAUGAACUCCCAGCCUCGUUCCUGGAUCAGCUUCUCCACCUGUGUCAACAGAGGUUCUGUUGUGAGAAAACCAGGGAUGGAAAUAUCCCUCUUAGUUAGCCCUACAAACACUCUAGAAAUAUGUCUACAACAAGAAACUUGGGGAUGGAUGAAUGGCAUGUUCUUUGUUGUUAAAAAUUAUUGUCAUCACACAUGAAAGGUAUCUUUGAAAUCGCAUUAUAUUUAUACUGAUAAUAUUGUGGACAAAUA